UGAGCAGGCUAGCUGACGUUUGUGCUAAUUUAGCCUCGAGGCUAGUUCAUCCUGCCAAUCGUGCCACAGAGCACUGCGUUAGCGAUAAAACCACACGCCACGUAACAGCAGCGACAGCGAUUAAUUUCGUAAUUUAAACAUUUCUGUAAAAAGUGUAUUGUCUUAUAAAUUUAAAUUGUCGAAAAGACAAAUACAACCGUUUAAAUGAUUUAGUUGCUACCUAGCUUACAGCUGUAUCUGGCUGAGCUGUAGUGUAGAUUUGAAGUGGUUUAUGUUGUGUAAUGUCACUACAAAAUGUAGCUAUUUUGAUUAAAAGAACAUGGUCUAGUGUUUUAAUACAAGGGACCUCUACAGAGAAUCGAACGGAGACACCCGCACAGUGGAUACAGACUCAACGACCACUUUAUUAGGUAAAAAGUCUGAGGAGGCAGCAGGGUUGAUCGCGGUCAAACUUGCACACUUCACAAUCCGACCCUGAAGGUGUGUGGUGUCGAGGGAGAGAGGGUCGAACAUUUGGAGCAGUAAGGAAACACACAGCGACGACUCAACGGGGGUGAAGAGCUAUUUUUUUUGGCUUUGGACUAGAUAAUUGGACUAGAAACAAAAACCCCUCCUGUGAUUUGUAUUUUCAGGUUUUUUUUUUUUGUUUUCACAUGUGGUGCGACGUCAACUCACACAGUGGAUAUAAACGCAGAGCAUUACAGACUCUAUGAUUUUUGACUAUUUUUGGGGUCAGAGACUUGUACAAAGUUGGACAUCCUUUUUUUCAACGACAGGGAAUAUUGAGCAUCUCUGAUGGACUCAAAAGUGGAAACGGGAAACAUUGUCCCAUUAAGAAACAGAAGUUUACCAAUUGAACUAAGAUUAUAUUGAAGAAGCUAAUUCCCCAAGUUCAGAUUGCCUUAGUUGUUCUAUUUCAGGACUUGAAUCGCUUUUGAUACUUGUUCACAUAUAAUUUUUCUAUAUUGUGAGCAAGUAUAUGAAUGCAAAUUUCUCUUCAUUUUGAAGAGCUUUUGUGUGAAAACUUCUUUUUUUUCUCCUUCGAUGUUCUCGUACGUCAGUCACUCUGUUGUUUGAAGGGGACUGAAGUGCACGUACAUGUGUAUAUGUAAAUACUAUUAAGUUGACUUCUGUUGUAAAAGCUUUGGACUUUCAAAAAACGAAAGAAAAGAACAGAGAAUAUUGUUUCGUUAAUGCUUUAUUAAACUUUUUUUUUUUUUACUUUUGAAGAUAAUUUUUAAAAGAAAAACCUAAGAGGCAAAAAUCUAAUAACUUUUGAAGAAAAAAAACACAAAGACAUCACGGAAAAAAUGGCAACGGCCAGAACAGAAAGCGUUGGCACAGUCGUGAUGGGACUGAACAAGCAGAAUGGCCAGCUCAGAGGACAGACCAAACCCGCCUCAGUCCAGCCAGCACCUAUGACUCAAGGAAAAGCUCUGGGUUUACCCCAGAAAGACGGUGGAGGUAUCAAGUUUGGAGAUGAUUGGAAACAGAGCCUGAAGCUCCCUCCUAAAGAUACCAGGGUCAAAACCUCAGAUGUGACGUCCACUAAGGGGAAUGAAUUUGAAGAUUACUGUCUCAAACGAGAACUUCUGAUGGGCAUCUUUGAGAUGGGCUGGGAGAAACCAUCACCUAUUCAGGAGGAGAGCAUUCCCAUCGCCCUGUCUGGACGAGAUAUACUGGCCCGGGCUAAAAAUGGAACGGGAAAAAGUGGAGCCUAUCUUAUCCCGCUGCUGGAGAGAAUAGACCUGAAAAAGGACCACAUACAGGCCAUGGUCAUGGUGCCCACUCGUGAGCUGGCCCUGCAGGUGAGUCAGAUAUGCAUCCAGAUCAGCAAACACCUCGGAGGAGUCAAAGUCAUGGCCACCACCGGGGGCACCAACCUGCGGGAUGACAUCAUGCGCCUGGACGAGACUGUGCAUGUGGUCAUCGCUACCCCGGGCAGGAUCCUGGACUUGAUAAAGAAGGGAGUGGCAAAGGUGGACAGAGUCCAGAUGAUGGUGAUGGAUGAGGCGGAUAAGCUGCUGUCUCAGGACUUUGUGGUGCUCAUCGAGGAUAUCAUUAGCUUUCUGGCCAAAAACAGGCAGAUCCUGCUCUACUCUGCAACCUUCCCCAUCAGCGUACAGAAGUUCAUGGCCAAGCACCUUCAGAAACCCUACGAGAUAAACCUGAUGGAGGAGCUGACGCUUAAGGGCAUUACUCAGUUCUACGCCUAUGUCACUGAGAGGCAGAAAGUCCACUGCCUCAACACUCUCUUCUCCAGGCUUCAGAUCAACCAGUCCAUCAUCUUCUGUAACUCUACUCAGCGGGUGGAGCUGUUGGCCAAGAAGAUCACUCAGCUCGGCUACUCCUGCUUCUACAUCCAUGCCAAGAUGAUGCAGGAAUACAGAAACCGUGUGUUCCAUGACUUCAGAAAUGGACUGUGCAGAAACCUCGUCUGCACAGAUCUCUUCACCAGAGGUAUAGACAUCCAGGCCGUCAACGUCGUAAUCAACUUCGACUUCCCUAAGAACGCCGAGACUUACCUUCAUCGUAUUGGAAGAUCAGGGAGGUUUGGUCACCUGGGCUUGGCCAUCAACCUGAUCACAUCAGAAGAUCGCUUCAACCUGAAGACCAUCGAGGAGCAGCUGGUCACCGACAUCAAGCCCAUUCCCAGCAGCAUCGACAAGAGCCUCUACGUGGCUGAAUAUCACUCGGGCAGCGGCGACUGUGACGUGGAGGAGGUGGAGGAAAAAUCAGGAAACCAACAGGACAGCACCUAAAAAGAAACAAAAAUAAAAAGAACACAAGGACUUUUCGGACACAUUGGGCUUUUGCACAGACGUCAGCGCUUGCGCGCACAGUCUUCAGGCAACUCCUCAGUUUCUCCUGCGUUUUCAGAGCCUGACGCAUGGAUGUAAAGGCUGCUUUUAUUUUGAAGUUUUUCCUCAGAAAGCUGACGUUUUUUUUCUUUUCUAGUAAUGUUUGUUUUGCACCAAACUCGCUUUUGAGACGGGAAUCUUUUCACUCGGCCGCCGCGCAGAUGAACAUCAGAGCCGCUUUGAACCAACUGUUUUGAAACGAUCACAACAAUCACAACGGUGCGUCUCCACCGGCCGUCGCUCUGUCCACUCACACUGCUGUUGUCACUUAAGUGCCUUAACUCACUCCCACGUUCACUCGUCCCUUCAUCGUCUGCUGUUUCCUCGUCACACAGCUGAGCGCGAGCACAAAUGAGGUGAACUAAAAAAUAUUAUUAUUUUAACAUCGCGUUAUGCAAAAAGGGGGAAAAAGAUAACACACACCCACCUAAAUUCUCACGCAGAGAAGUGUAUGCGUGUGCAUUAACACGACUCAAACUUUACUGAAUGUUUAUUUUUUAAUGUGAACGUUGCAAUAAAAAAGGGCAGCUUUAUUUAAA
Molecule: messenger RNA, 3400 nt
Organism: Solea senegalensis (Senegalese sole)
Lineage: Eukaryota; Metazoa; Chordata; Actinopteri; Pleuronectiformes; Soleidae
Product: probable ATP-dependent RNA helicase ddx6
Exons: 13
Coding region: 1311-2762 (483 amino acids)
Biological process (GO): cytoplasmic stress granule assembly; P-body assembly
Cellular component (GO): cytoplasmic stress granule; P-body
Molecular function (GO): RNA helicase activity; ATP binding; mRNA binding
Source: RefSeq, a predicted model, not a curated record